This is a messenger RNA of Fusarium sp. VM40, 948 nucleotides long. The record is from the annotation of a GenBank genome assembly. NCBI's taxonomy places the organism in Eukaryota, Fungi, Ascomycota, Sordariomycetes, Hypocreales, Nectriaceae.
AUGAGUAAUACUAUUUUCCGAAUCUUUAAUCCUGGCGAGCCGAAGGAAAACCCCGUUGAGAAAAGACGGGCCCAGCUCCGGCGAGCGCAACAAUCAUAUCGCAACCGCAAGGACAGAUAUGCUAGAACUCUCGAAGAUGAGUUGGCCAAAUCUCGGUCUAGCGAGGCAGAAUUAAUGCGUGAAUGCGCACAGCUUCGUUCGAAUCUUCAAGUCGCUGUUGAUCAGCUCGCCCAACACGGCAUAGGCUUCCCUUCCGAAGUCAAGUCCAAAGAUCCUACCUAUACAAGUAGUGAAUGGCCCAUCUUGUCCAGCACAACCGCAUCAUCAAGCGGCCUGUCACCCAAUUAUGGCACAGGUGGCCAAGCUGUGGAUAUAGUACCCUCUCCGCAGCUCAUCUCGCCAAGUUCUUUCGGUGACUUUUACAAUUCGCCUGGGAGCUCACCGGGUCCCAUUCUAUUUGCACAAGGGGUUUUGUCUAACUCUCGCGUGUGUGAGGUGGAUCAGAUUGUUGCAGGCAUGGAGUUUGUGUUAAAGAUUGAGGAGCCCUGUCUAGGCCAUUUCCACGGCGACCCAAAGAAACCCGACGAACCAGCCAACCAUGCCAUGACCGCCUCCGCACACCUUGUCGCCGCGUGCGACUACCUAUCGCCAAACAGCAAUUCCCCUCCGCCGGUAUCUCCGGCCUUUGGUAAUAUACCGAAAGGUAUGCUAGAUCGAUUGCUAGCUCUGGCGCCGGACUUGUCUGAUGAAGGAGACAUGACGCCAAUUCAAGCGUGGAAUAGCAUCCGGUGUAGGCCAAAUUUUGGUGGGUUUGAUAUACGGAGCUUGGGCACGCUUGCUACGAAAUUGAAGAAGGCUGUAAAGUGCCACGGGUUUGGCGCGGUUGUAAAACAAUCUGUUUUUGAGAGCUUGGUACGCGAAACACUUGUAGUUGGACGGAACUUUUAA